Molecule: messenger RNA, 1317 nt
Organism: Aspergillus terreus NIH2624
Lineage: Eukaryota; Fungi; Ascomycota; Eurotiomycetes; Eurotiales; Aspergillaceae
Exons: 2
Coding region: 1-1317 (438 amino acids)
Biological process (GO): transmembrane transport
Cellular component (GO): fungal-type vacuole membrane
Molecular function (GO): transmembrane transporter activity
Source: RefSeq, a predicted model, not a curated record
AUGCAGUCCGGACACAAAGAGGAAGAGAUCGCGGUCUCGACGUCGACGCCAUCCCCGGCGAACGAGCCCGCUAAUGCACCCCGAUUUCUUCUCUUUGGUCUUUUUCGCGAGACGCCCGUCGGAGACGCCGCCGCCCCUCCUCCAGAUGGAGGUCUGCAGGCCUGGACGCAGGUCCUGAUGGCGCAUCUGGUCCUGUUCUGCACCUGGGGAUUCAUCAACUCGUUUGGAUUCUUCCAGGCCUACUACGAGCAGACGAUGCAUGUGAGCCACUCGCAGGUCUCCUGGAUCGUGUCCAUCCAGGUCUUUCUGCUCAGCUUCAUUGGCAGCUUUUCCGGUCGUCUGAUGGACGCAGGCUACUACCGGUACUGCUUGAUUGGCGGCUUCACCUUCCAGACGCUGGGCAUCUUCAUGGUCUCGCUCUGUCAGCGCUACUGGCAGGUGUUUCUCGCCCAGGGCAUCUGCUGCGGCAUCGGCGACGGUCUCCUGUUCUGCCCGACCAACGCCCUCGUGGCCACCUACUUUGUCAAACGGCGCUCCCUGGCGCUGGGGAUCGUACUGGCGGGCUCGAGCACGGGAGGUCUCAUCUUCCCACUCAUGGUGCAGCAGCUCCUCCCCAAGAUCGGAUUCGCCUGGACCGUGCGCUGCGUGGGUUUCGUCGUGCUCUUCUGCUUUGCCGUGUGUCUCAGUCUGGCGCGCGUCCGUCUUCCCAAGCGACAGGGAGGCCCGUUGGUCGAGCUCCGUGCGUUCCACGAGACCCCAUACUCGCUGUUUGUCGUGGGGAUCUUCCUGUCGCUCUGGGCCGUGUACUUCAGCUACUUCUACAUCGACACGUUUGCACUCAAUGUGAUUGGCACGUCUGAGACCGAGUCGCUCAGCAUGCUCUAUAUCAUCAACGGCGUCGGUAUCCCCGGCCGCAUCAUCCCCGCCCUGUUCGCGGACCGAUUCUUCGGCAUCCUCAACACGUACGUCGUGCUGGGGCUCCUUGCGGGGGUCCUGCUGUACUGCUGGAUGGCGGUGCACACCUACGGUGGCAUGAUUGCCUUUGUGGUCUGCUAUGGACUGAUCGGCGGGGGUGUGCAGGGCACGGCGUUGUCUUCGCUCCCCACACUGACCACCGACCUGAGUAAGAUGGGCGUGCGCAGCGGCAUGGUACUCUCGAUUGUGGCCUUUGCUUGUCUUACUGGUCCGCCAUUGGCGGGUGCUCUGAUUGAGCGCGGCGGGGGAUCGUACACCUACGCUUGUGCGUGGGGAGGGACAUCGUUAAUCCUGGGGUCGGGUUUUGUGAUCGCUGCUCGUCUGUCGAUGGGACGCAGCUGA